Nicotiana tabacum (common tobacco) is the source of this 3270-nucleotide messenger RNA. The record is from RefSeq and is a predicted model, not a curated record. Lineage: Eukaryota; Viridiplantae; Streptophyta; Magnoliopsida; Solanales; Solanaceae.
CUGACAUUUGUUCGUUUAGUUGGCGGUUUCUUAAGAGAGCGGUAUAUAAAUUGACAAUUCAAAGGCAACCAGAGAGCCUGCCCUUCUUUGUGUGUAAGGAAAAUCCAAAAAUGGCGGUGGUGUCGCCAUUAGCAAAGUACAAGCUGGUGUUUUUGGGAGAUCAAUCUGUGGGCAAAACCAGCAUCAUUACUCGCUUCAUGUAUGAUAAAUUCGACACCACUUAUCAGCCCUUGCUCGAGUCCCAAACGCCAUUCCUCGGCUCAAGGAGUGGAUCGAGGGCAUUUGCUUGCAGAUGCCUUAUUCUGAGCGCUCAUGGCGCGAGCUCUCGAAGGGUCGUUGGGAGGCUCGUUCUCACGGUAAGAUCUCUUUCCCGAAUAAGUAAUUUUUAGCAUCACAUUCUCAUUUCCUUUCUGUUCUUUUUGCAGGCUUGCCUAAGACCAUUGAGCUUAGGCCUUCAGUAGGGGAUGAGGACUUGUCCGUUGAUCCCCACGCCUCGGGACAGCUUGGGGCUGCUGCAAGAGAGAAGAAGAAAAGAAAGGCUCCGAGUUCCCCGAGCUCGUAGAAGAAGAAACCAAGGAGAAGAUUGGCCCGCAAGCCAAAGGAGAGUUCUGGCUCUCGAGCACCCGACUCGGACUCACUUUAUCGGCUCAGGGAUGAGCCCGAGGAGGAUGAUAUUCUUGUGGCCCGUAAACCGAUCUCCCCCGAAGAGCGGGUGGUUGUUGACAGGGAGAUUCAUGAGGCUGAUCUCCCUCAGAUUAGGGAAGUCGAUGAGGAGACCGGAGCCGAGACUUCCCGGGAUGCCGGCCAUGCCCCGAAGGAGACACUCGGUGUAAUAGACAUUUCAAGGUCGCCUUCUUAUACCGAGUCCAUGCUGGAAGAGGCUCAAACGACAAAGGAGCGAUCCAACGAAGAGGCUCAUGGUGCGGACGAUCCCCUCAGUUUUGUUUUGAAGGUGUGGACUCCACCGCCCUGGAAGACUUCUCCGGGUUGGGUGAUUUGGAGGUGCCGAGGAAAGACCCAUCUUCGAAGGUCUGCGGGCUGAACUCGAGCCCAAAAUUAAUCAACCGGUUCCCCAUCCCGAGCAUGGAUCCCGACCGAAAGCAGUCAAUAAUCAUCACCGUACCGGAGGAUGCUCGGGUUCUUUCUACCCCUGUUGGUGUAGCUAACUACCUUCGGUGCCUGGUAACCGAAGAAGACCAGGCAAAAAUAAAUGAGGUGGAUAACGCCGUGCUUGUUUAAUGAAGCACAGCAGGCGCUGAACCGGGUAAGGCGUCAUUACACUCUUUCAUCUUCGGAUUUAGUUUUUGAUAUCUCAUGCCUUUUUGUUUUCUUUAUAUUUUUGCAGGCCUCGGUACUUCAUCAUAAAAGUUUCCUCCGGUACCAGGCUGAGGUUAACUAGCUCGAGGCUGAGGUCAAGGAGCUUGCUGAGAAGAGGGACAUGUAUAAGCUUUUAGCGAGCAACGUGAAGAAGAAGCCAAGAGUCUCCGGGCUGAGUUGGAUGCGGCUCAAAAGGAGCAUGCCGACCUGGUGGAACAAGUAAAGAUUUUUGAAGUUAGUGAUGAUGAGUUAGACAUGGAGACUAACGGCCAAACUCCGCAGGUCAAGCUGAAAGUUGACAGGAUCGACCAACUCCGAGCCGAGAUGGACGAGGUCAAGGCCAUGGCCGAAGGGUGGAAAGGAAAAAUGGACCGAUUGGCUUCGGAGAAGGAGACUGCCCGGGAGCAGCUGGCAUCAGUGGAGGUCCAACUCCGAGUGGCCGAAGCAUGGGCUCAACGAAUCGAAGACCUCCGGUCUCAACUGGGCUUGGCCAUUGCUGAACACGAUGCCCUCGGCAAGGAGCUCGAAACAACGAAGUUUGCAUCGGAAAUAACCAGGGCUGAUGCUGCAGAGAUGGUGGCCCAGUACAGGGCUGAUGCUGAGGCAGCCCAGGACCGCCUGAAAGUUACAGUCGAGUACAUGAAGUGGUUGUCCCGAAGGGAGGCUCUCGAGGAGGCCCAUGCCCGAGGUUUCGACCUGUCGGCCGAGAUCGAAAAUGCGAAAAGGCUCGAGGUAGAGGCCAAGAAGCUGGCUGACCCCGAGGGUGAGGAAGGUUCUAAGGGCUCUGGCGAACCCGAGGAUGGAGAAGACCCCAACGGCUCCGGUGACGAGGCGGGUUUUGGGGAAGAUCAGGCUUAGGUGCCUUAGGGAUUUUUCUUUGUUUUUGCAUUUUGUUCAUUUUAUUGAGGCCGUUAUCGUUGGACUUUGUAAAAGACUUUUAUUGCAAUGUAUAUAAGGAUUUUUUCCCUUUGGCAAUUUUUGAGUUCGUUUCUUUUGGCUUCCCCUUUAUGAUUGCAAAGUUUUCAAAUGCCUUAGCAUGUAAAUUUUGUUUGAAUCUUGUGGGGGGCUCGGUAUGACCGAAAGCUUCCCCUGAAGUGCUUGUUUAGAUGUUUUUAGAUUAUAGAUUUGCCGAGGGUAGACUUUGAACCGGUUUGGAAUUUUUGAAGGCCUUUAUGUUUCAAUUACGGGUUACGGACGUCUCCGAGCCUUUUCUAAGGUGGCCGUAGCCUUUUGAGUUCAGGUACUGCCUAAUAGGCUUUGUACCUACGGGCUUUGAUACCCGAGCCGUCCGAACUUGCCUUGGAUGACAGUCCCCGAGUGGGGGUGAUCUCUUGGAUCCGGAUAGAGGCGACCCUUGGGCUCGAUAUCCUUAAGGAAAAAUGUAAUAGUCUUAAGGGGCAAAAUAUGUGUCUGUAAGGUAGAAACUUUCUUUCAUUCCUGUGCGCGAUAUACAAGAUUGUAAGUAUGUACAAGUUUCGUGUUAUGGCUUAGGUGGUCUACGCGGGCACAAUUUACUUUGACCGUUUGGCCCUUACAAUAAAUCCUAUCCACCGAGCCCAGACUGUUCAAGCACAAAGUUUUCUUCCUUGCUAGAAUUAUUACCCGAGGGUGAUGGCCACCAGUAUUCCAGGUCGAUCGUCGAAAGGGCUCGGAUACUAUUGAUGCGACCAUCGAUUCCGGUUCAUAACCGGUCUUUGAUUCUAAGUUAGCACGAUCCACUGUUGUCUCGUUAAAAAUCUUGCUGGAAAACCCAUUUGGGACAAAACCGGUUCAAGGAAAAAAGAGUGCAACGCGUGCUUUCAGGCCUAGCAACUGCAUCAUUCUUUGGCUGUUGCCUGCAAGUGUUAGUCCAAUUCGUAAUAUAUGUAAGGAAAAGAAUGAAUGGGGUCGUACUUCAACAGUAGUAUCAUUUUAAGUGGGUCACGUUCUAGUUGUUUGGUAGUUGUUCACCGU